AUGGUAGAAGAUCAAUUAACACAUAUUGAUUCAAUGACAAAUAUUGAAUUACGUGCUGAACUUAAACGACGUGGUUGUUCGACAUCAGGAAAUAAAAAAGAUCUUAUAGCUAAGUUAAAUGCUGCUUUGCAAAAAGAUUCUGAACAAUCAUCAUUAGGUCAUUCAGUUGGGCAUCCACAAACUGAAGAACCGGUUAUAAGUACAAUUUUAUUGAGUGAUGAUCAAGCUACUAGUCAGCAUCCAUCUGUAUACACUUUAUCAAUACCACAAAAUGAUUAUCCAUCUUCUGCACCAAUAAUACCUAUUCCUCAACAAUUACCUAUAACAUCAUCUGUGGAAGAUGAACAGUUUUCAUCAAUAAAUAUUCCUAAAGUAAAUGAUACUUCUAUUGUUUCUUCAGCACCCGAAGAGAAAACACGAGCAAGUAGCAAAAGAUCUUCCGUCGAUUGUUCAUCGAAUGAAAAUUCAAAUACAACAUCGAAUCAACAAAUUAUAAACAAUGAACAAAAUGUUUUGGACGUUUCAAGCAAUGACAACAAUCUAGAGGUGAAACCGUUUGUGAGUAAGAGUAUUGAGGAGGAGCAGAAAAAUAUAGAAAAGAUAGGAGGAGAGUCAUAUUCGCCAUCUGUUGGCAGUAAUAGUGCCAAGUCAGAGUCUAUUAUUAAAGAAACCCCGUUGCCCGACGAACAACAGCGUUUAAAUCAAUCGAAAUCAGAACAACAACAACAACAGGAUAAUCAAUCAGUAAUGAUUGAUGAAGAAAAAAUUUCGGCAACACACGCUGUAAAUGAUGACACCAAAAAUCAAAAUGAGGUGAUUGAUAAGUCGUCAGAGACUAAUUUAUCUGCCGAUUUAAAAGCAGCUACAACAGAACAACAACAGACUACAAAAGACGAACCAUCUUCAAUUAAUAAACAAGUCAAAAAAGCUGCUUCUCAACAACAAGUACAAUUUAAAACUAAUCAUUCUCAAACGUCAUCAUUAAUGCAAGGUCUUCAUCGAUCAACAAAUACUAAAAUCAAUUUAUCAUCUGAAAUUCUCAAAACACUUAUUUCUGAUAUAAGUCUAUUACCUGAAUCUGUUUUCAAUGAUGAACUUGAUAUCUUAAUAAAUGAAAAGAGUAAUGAUAAUGAUAAUGAACAAUCAGCAAAUGAACUAGUACUUGAAACAAAUAUUAAUAAUGAUUUUCUUCCAUGCGAUUCAAUAACUAUUGGAGACUUAGCUGAUCAAAAACAACCAACAAAUCGAACUGUUGUUAUGAAUAUUUCUAUGAAUUCAUCAUCUUUAAAUGAUGAUAUUAAUGUAAGAAGAAAACAAAAUUUAACAUCAACAAAUGUUCCUUCAUUUGAAUCUACAACAUCAAUUGAUGGAAAAACUAAUAUGAUAAUCCCAGAUGAACCAGUUCGAAUAAAAAAUGUCACUGCCGUAAAUGAACCAUUAAGUCAAAUUUUGUAUAUUCGCGGUCUUACUCGUCCAUUUAGUCUUCUACAUGUAAAAGAACUUCUUCGUCGUUAUGGAACAUUAGUAGAUGGUCAAUUUUGGCUUGAUAAAAUAAAGAGUCAAUGUUUAGUUACUUAUAAUACAAUAGAAGAAGCACAAAAUGCUCGUGAAGCACUUGACGGUUGUCGAUGGCCAUCAACUAAUCCGAAAACAUUAUAUAUUCGAUUUGCUCAACAAAAUGAAUUGGAAUUUAGUAAAACUCAUGAUUUACCACCUGGUCAAAUGUCUAUUGAUGCAGUCGAUCGUAUUAUACAAGACAAAUCAAAUAUAAUAUCUUCACGUCGAUCUACUAGUCCAAUUGAUAAAAUCAAAUCGAAUACUAAGAAAAAUCACUCAGAUGUACGAGAAUGCGAUAUACCAAAAUUACAAGAAAAAACACAAAGUGGAUUUAUGAUAUCUAAAGAAGCAGAAGAAGAAUCAAUAAAACCAAAUGAAUCACCAGUGAAAGGACUUGAUGAAUAUUUUCGUAAAACAAAAUCAAAACCAUCACUUUAUUGGUUACCAUUAACAGAAGAACAGAUUAUUGAACGAAAUCGUCGACAAGAACAACGUAAUGCUGAACGUGAUGGAGAACGUAGAAAACGAGAAACUGACAAAAAUAUUCAAAAAUCUGAUUCAAAAUCUUAUUGUCGAUCAUCACCACCACCACAAGAAAAACGAAAGCGGAGUCCAUCAUCAUCGAAACGAAAUUCUAAACGACAUUAA
Molecule: messenger RNA, 2205 nt
Organism: Rotaria sp. Silwood2
Lineage: Eukaryota; Metazoa; Rotifera; Eurotatoria; Philodinida; Philodinidae
Source: the annotation of a GenBank genome assembly